AUGCCUUCUCUAACAACAACAUACACAUCCCCUACCUCCUCACCACAAACCUUCACCUCCGAACUCCCCGCACUGCCAUCACCACCCUCAACCACCGACCGCGUCGCAUACCUCACUUCUCUGUCAUCAUCUCUCCGGACCCUCCAAAAAGACGUCAACGAAUUCCUCACUCAAAAAAUGGCCGACGACAAGGCCGCCGACGAUGCAAAAGACGAGGAGACGUAUGGAGAAGAAGUUGUCGAUGAAGAUUGA
This is a messenger RNA of Alternaria arborescens, 252 nucleotides long. RefSeq lists its product as hypothetical. Bases 1 to 252 code for a protein of 83 amino acids. The transcript has a single exon. NCBI's taxonomy places the organism in Eukaryota, Fungi, Ascomycota, Dothideomycetes, Pleosporales, Pleosporaceae. The record is from RefSeq and is a predicted model, not a curated record.